CUUCAGGUACUAUCUCUGAGAUGCUACUGGGUACUUAUCAAGGCAUUUCCGCCCCUCAACUAUCCAACUAGCUUCUAGAUAUGACACUAGGUUAACAUGUGCGUUAGUGCUGAUGAAUGCAAUAUGUCAGAGGAUAGUCCAUAUUAGACCCUUCAAAUUUACUGAAUCAUCCCAGAGAAUAAUUCUAGCCUUGCCUUUCACAGCACUACCCUUAUUAUUGCUCAUUCCACACAUCGUUGCCAGCCACUUCAGGGCAGGCCAUUUCCGAGCUAUAUUCUAAGAUCUCCACUGAAAAAAGUAGCGACACCUUCCCAG
Molecule: messenger RNA, 315 nt
Organism: Aspergillus pseudonomiae
Lineage: Eukaryota; Fungi; Ascomycota; Eurotiomycetes; Eurotiales; Aspergillaceae
Exons: 1
Coding region: 113-280 (55 amino acids)
Source: RefSeq, a predicted model, not a curated record